Molecule: messenger RNA, 11187 nt
Organism: Diatraea saccharalis (sugarcane borer)
Lineage: Eukaryota; Metazoa; Arthropoda; Insecta; Lepidoptera; Crambidae
Source: the annotation of a GenBank genome assembly
UAUGUUUUGUCGGGGGCGUAACAUACGCCCCUUUAGGACAGUUCAUAAAAAGCGGUCAUUCUGUCGAUUAACAAUUUAGUUGUUUGAAAUUUGAGUUUGAAUAUAGAUCCUUUUACAAUGUCUACAAUUCUCAUCAGAUGUUUAGUCUUGGUGGUGUGGUUCGUGCAACUUAAAUGUCAAAGUUUUCAAAACCGCCCGAAAAUUUCAACUUUGAAUGGACAUCUUAUUCUCGAAGCAGCUCAUGAUCAGAAUAUUUAUCUGCGUGCUAAUGGACCUAAAUCAGGUAUUUUCGUGGAGGAUAUGAAUUUACUUCAUUUGAGUAUUUCAGAUAAUAGCGACCGGUAUCCAGUUGCUACAAAUGAUAACUUUGAAAAAUUCUUAAGUGGCUCUAACGGAAUUUUAAUUAGAUUAGAUAGAUUGGAACGUGAAGUAACGGCAACACCACAAGAUCAUGUUAUAAUCCGAAACAUAACACUUUUAACAAGAAGAAUCAAUAGACUGAAUAAUCGCGUAAUAACCCUCCAAAGUCAAAUAAGUAACAUGGCCAGCGACCAAUGCCGAAACAAUCCGUGUGAAAAUGGUGGUACCUGUUUGAACUUAGUGAACGGAUAUCAUUGUUUAUGUCCGCCAAAUUGGGAAGGAAAAAACUGUGAUGUUGAUGUGAACGAGUGUCGAAAUUUUGCUGGAACAGAUUUAGGUUGUCAAAACGGAGCAUCAUGCAUAAAUAAACCAGGGACAUACGAAUGUUUCUGUGCUUCGGGUUGGUUUGGAAUACAUUGUACAAGACGAGCAAAAGAUUGUUCUGCAGGAAACUUUGAAAUGUGUGGUUUUGGUACCUGUGUCCCUGUUACGAGCGGAGAAGGUAUAAAGUGCAUAUGUAAUCAAGGUUGGCAAACAAACGAUACCAGCGUUGCCUGCUUGACAGACAUAAACGAAUGUGACUCCAGUCACGGAGUCCGCUGUUCCGCCAACCCAAAAGUCGAUUGUAUAAAUCUACCUGGAUCAUUUAGAUGUGGACAGUGUCCAUCAGGAUAUGAAGGAGACGGCUUUGUAUGUCACGACAUUAACGAAUGCGAAACUAUUGCGAACGGUGGCUGCAGCCCGUUAGUGGCGUGUCAUAACACUAUAGGAUCUCGUAUUUGCGGCCCUUGUCCACCUGGUUAUCAAGGAGAUGGAACAACAUGCACUUGGAGAGGUAGUUGUAAUAUCAAUCACGGUGGUUGUCAUCCUUCUGCACAGUGUGUUGAAAGCAUGGCCGUAGUACAAUGCAUUUGCCCCCUGGGAAUGGACGGUGACGGUGUCGGAUUUCAAGGUUGCUACAUUACAACAGGAGGAAAUUCCACUCAACACUGUGAAAAUAACCCAUGUGUUAACGGUCAUUGUCAUUCAGUUCGAUCGGGUUACACCUGUUUAUGUAAUGAAGGUUACAGUGGAGUUCAUUGUGAAAUUCCUGUGGACUAUUGUUCGAGUAAUCCAUGUCAACAUGGAGGUAGUUGUAGACCAGGCGAUAGUUCUACAGGUUUCAGAUGUGAGUGUACGGCUGAAUACACAGGAAAUUUAUGUCAGAUAAAAGCUAAAUCGUGCAGUGGUGUUUUAGACGCUGAGGAAGGUAGCCUUAUAUAUCCUUUAACUAAUAGUUCUUAUGACCAUAACUCUAAAUGUGCUUGGGUAAUCCAUACGGCGAUGAACAAAGUAAUAAAUGUCACUUUCAAUAAAUUCAAUUUAGAACCGGAACCCGAGUGUAUGUAUGACUUUUUACAAAUACAUGAUGGUCGAACUUCAUCUAGUCAAUUGAUAGGUAGAUUUUGUGGAAAUGAAUUGCCAAAAGGCGGUAAUAUUAUAUCUAGCAGUAAUAACUUAUAUUUGUGGUUUCGAUCUGAUAAAACUGUUUCCAAAGAAGGGUUCUCCCUUCAUUGGGACAGCAUCAAACCUAUAUGUGGUGGUGAAAUAGAUGCUACAACUUACGGACAUAUUAAUUCACCGGGUUCACCUGGCAAAUAUCCGCCGAAUCGCGAUUGCUACUGGCAUUUGACUAGUACCUUCGGAAAAAGAAUUUUAUUACAUUUCUUCGCAUUAGAUAUAGAAUCUCACUCUAAUUGUAGUUUUGAUUACUUAGCAAUAUAUGACGGUGAAGACACUAGUAACCCACUUGUUAAAUACUGUAAUUCUACACAACCUGCACCUCUCCAAUCGUCUAGCUCCGAAAUGAUUAUACAUUUUCAUUCAGACGCAUACGGCUCUGGGAACGGGUUUCAAAUAACUUAUGCUCCUGUUGAAGGCAUACCAGGUUGUGGUGGUUAUUAUACUUUGGACAAAGGUGAAAUAGUUUCACCUUCAUAUAAUGGUUAUUAUUUAGAUAAUUUGUUAUGUGAGUACAAAAUUGUAGCAAGUCCUGACUCUAAAAUUCGAAUAGACUUUAAAUCAUUUAAACUUGAAAGUUCUGUGAGAUGCAGAUAUGAUUAUUUGAAGGUUUACGAUGGUCCAUCAACAAAUUCGAAACUAGUUGGUAGAUUUUGCGGUAGUUCUUAUCCGAAAUCGUUUGUUUCCUCAUCGAAUAGUCUGUUUAUUAUUUUCAAAUCCGACCACAGUGCGACAUCUGAAGGAUUUAAAAUUUCUUUUGAAACAAUAUGUCAGAAAAUAUUUUUCGGAGAUAGCGGUAUCAUUAAAUCGCCUGGAUAUCCCUUUAGUUAUCCUGCUAAUAAAGUAUGCGAAUAUAUUAUUGGAACUGUUCCUGGAAAAGCAAUACAGUUAACUUUUCAAGAUUUUGAUAUCGAAGAUAACUUAUAUUUCAAUUGUAAAUAUGAUAAUGUUGAAAUAAGAGAUGGCUCUGAUCGCAAUGCAACUCUUUUAGGAAUAUUUUGCGGUGGAUCGGAACAUAUCCCUCCUGUACAAACUUCCACACAUAAUUAUCUUUAUAUACGCUUCAACUCUGAUAUGAGUAUUUCGGGUACUGGAUUUUAUGCAAAUUAUACCACAAUCGAUACAGAAUGCGGCGGAAUAUACAAGGAUACCACAGGUCUAAUAAAACACCCAUCUGGAGAGGAUUCCACAUCAACUACUCGAAACAACCAAAAAUGUACAUGGGUAUUAAUCGCACCUGAAGGAAUGCACAUUAAAAUAACAUGGAACAAUUUCGAAAUCGAAAAUCAUGUGACCUGUGACAGUGAUUAUGUAGAACUUAUUGAAAUCGAUAGUAGUAAUAAUAAUGAAACUCUUGGUAAAUUCUGCGGUGUAUCACAUCCUCCAUCGUUGACUACUACUACAAAUCGCUUAAUGAUAAGAUUUCAAUCGGAUGCUAGUAUCCGAUCAGCUGGAUUUUCAUUAUCAUACACAUUUUUAGAUGAGAGAACACAUUGUGGAGCUGUUUAUGCAAAGUCCCAUGGAUUUAUAUAUUCACCAGGUUGGCCAAAGAAAUAUGAGCCUAAUCGCGACUGCACUUGGACUAUUACAGUACCCGUAGGUCAACAAAUAAUGCUUAAUAUUUCACAAUUUGAUUUAGAACGACCCAUACGCGAUAAAUGUGACCUCGGUGAUUACUUGGAAAUCCGAAAUGGUGCAACACGGAACUCCCCAUUAAUAGGCAAAUACUGUGGGAAUUUUAAAUCAAAACGUAUUAUAUCAAUGGCAAAUAAACUGUAUUUACGAUUUCACUCUGAUUACUAUCUAACAGGUAAUGGUUUUAAAAUCGAAUGGGAUGGCACAAUAACAGGUUGUGGUGGAACAUUGACCAGUCCACAAGGGACAAUUUCAUCUCCGAACUAUCCGGACGAUUAUUAUGAAAAUGCAGAAUGCUUCUAUAGAAUCGUUGCCAAUGAAGGAUCACGGAUACGAAUACGAUUUGCUGACUUAGAUUUAGAACGAAUGGCGUCUUGUAAAGACGACUACGUGGAAAUUUUUGAUGGAAGAGAUGAAAAUUCGAACAGUUUUGGAAAGUUUUGCUAUAUGAAUCCUACAUUAAAUAUCAUUGAAACUACAAGUAACACGGCAUUUAUUAAAUUCCAGACUGAUUUUUAUAUAGUUAGUAAAGGUUUUCUGAUUAAUUUUGAUACAAUUUGUCAAGCUAACAUUAGCGGCAAAUACGGUGUUAUUGAAAGUCCUGGCUAUCCGGGUAACUAUGGCACGGAUUUGAAUUGUCUCUGGACCAUUAAUGCACCCAAAGGACAUAAAAUAAAUGUAACGUUUACUCAUUUCAACAUCGUUACUUCUUAUCGUCCUUCUUGGUCUUCAAGGUUUCGACCAAAGUGUCAUUCUCAUUAUUUACAAUGGAAAGAGGGUAACCAACCAGAUUUUUCAGAAAAAUAUUGUGGUAAUUCAGUUCCACACAUUAAAAGUACACAGAGCAAUUCCCUACAAAUAAAAUUUGUAACAGGGUCAUACAGAACUCUUACAGGAUUUCGUCUUGAGUGGUUGAGUUAUGGAUGUGGCGGAUAUUAUAAAAAACGAUUCGGCUCUAUAAAUAUGGAUAGAAGAUCUACAGCUAGUGGAGAAAUGGAAUGUGAAUGGUUAAUCGAAAGUCCACUGGGUACAAGCAUUAUUAUAAUAUUUAACUCGGUAUACAUGACGGAUUCUCCCAAUUGCAGCGUAGAUUCAAUCGAAGUAUUUAAUGGUCAGACGUCUAAUUCACCCAUCUUAACUAAGUUUUGUCACCACUCUAAUGUUCACAUACAAUCUACUUCGAAAUUUAUGUUAAUACGUUUAACCAAACGUUCUAACUUAAAGGAUCUCUACUUCACAUCUACCUUUCACUCAUGGCAAUCUAGCUGUGGCGCAGAUAUUGCAGCUGCAUCAGGAUCAUUUUACUCUAAAAAUUAUCCGAAUAACUAUGACAACAAUCUAGAUUGCAUAUGGAAGAUUACGGUCCCUAUUAAUCACCGUAUUGAAUUGAAUUUCAUAGAUUUAGAUUUAUAUUAUGAAGGUGAUGAGGAUUGUAAUGAUAGAAUCAAUCUUUACUAUACUCCUUUCUAUAGAGAGACCAAUUAUACUGAAAUUAUCUGCCCUAGAACACAAACUAAACAAUUUAUAUCUAAAAGUAAUAUUUUAACUCUUCAAUUUCUUACUGACGGCGAAAACACAGCAAAGGGCUUUAAAGUCAAUUUCACAAUGAUCUGUGGUGCUAUUAUAAAUGCUACCCGAGAUGGUAUAAUAGCCAAUAAUCAAUUCUUGAGACAUACAAAUAAAAGUUGUAUAUGGACUAUCCUAGCUCCUAGGCUCGACCAAAAAAUAACUUUAACGUUAACCCAUAUGUCGUUAUCAAAAAAUUAUGAUGUGCUAUCUAACAAAAGUUGUCCAUCAACAUUUCUUCGUAUUCACGAUGGCGAUGACGAUAUGUCGCCUAUAGUUGGUGAAUUUUGUGGGCGGAAAAUUCCACCGAGUAUUGUAAGUCAUGGAUAUGCAUUGACUAUUGAACUUGGAACUUAUGGCAACAAUAUUGAAGGGACAUUUUCGGCACACUAUACUUCAUUUUCUAGUGCUUGCGGAGGCACAUUGACAUCAGAAGAAGGGGCUAUUUCUUCACCAAACUAUCCCCAUCCAUAUCCCAUUAAUACAGACUGUGAGUGGACUUUAGAAACAUCACCAGGGAACAAAGUUUAUAUAUUAUUUGAAAAUUUCAAGUUACAGUAUUCUGAAAAUUGCAACCAAGACUAUGUAGAAGUAAGAGAAAACGAUAGUGGGGGUCCACUACUAGGACUCUACUGUGGAAACGACAUACCAACGAAUACUACUUCCGCUGCAAAAUUAUACAUAAAAUUCCAUAGCGACGACCAAGCCACAAACACCGGAUUCAUGAUAAAUUAUGGUUUUAUUCACGGAAAUGACAUAAGCGGUUCAAAUGAUGGACGUAUCGCUUCACCUCUUUAUCCUUCUCUGUACGAAGGUGCUGCUGAGUAUUCAUGGCGAGUAACCGUGUCAUCUGGCACCAUCACUCUUCGUGUAUCAAGAUUACAAAUAAUGGCAUAUGGGGAUUCAUGCUCAAAUUACCUUGCCAUUUACGAUGGAUAUGAUGAGGAAGCCUUUUUAUUAGAAAACCUUUGUGGAAUAAUUAAUUAUAAUGAGAAAUCACUUCAAACUACCUCCAACGUUGUAUACAUAAAACUAAAACUUGAUUAUAGCAACACGGGCUCAUUAUUUUUCUUAGAAUGGACCAAAACUGAUAGCAUUACAAACGAUUACCCGUUCGAGAAAAAAAUUAAUUGUGGAUCAAAUCACACUCAGCUCGUCGAGCCCGGUGAAAUGCUUACUUUUACCUCACCAAAUUACCCUGCACAUUACGAUAAUAAUUUAAAUUGUACAUGGUUUUACAAAACGACAGCUGGCUAUCACUUACGUUUAGACUUUCCUAAUAUGAAGUUGGAAGAAACAUCAGGAUGUUUUGCGGAUUCGCUUUCUAUCUUUACAUCCGAUAAUUUUAAUCAAUGGCAACCUAUUAAAUCAAAAGUUUGUUUACACGCAGAUGUAGAUAAAAUAAUAAAUGCAUCGACUUACGUUAAAAUAACAUUCAAAACUGACAAUUCAAUUACUGCUAAAGGAUUUGAGGCGACAGUGCAGUCUGUCUGUGGCGGAAUAAUUACUGAUGUAUCUGGCGUGGUAAGUCCCUCUUGGUUAGAUUGGAUACGAGGUGACCACUAUUUUACUAAAUGCGAAUGGAAAAUAAAAGUUAAGCCGGGUCGAUUAAUCAAGCUAGAUUUCCUACUUUUUAAUAUCACAAACUCCUUAGAGUGCACUACUUUUGUAACUUUACAUAACGGAGAGUCCUCUGAAUCACCUUUGUUAGGCAGUGGAAAAUUUUGCGGCUUUUCACAUGAGGAUAGAAGUAUUAUGACCACGUCAAGUAAUUCUUUAGUUAUAACUUACACUACGAAUUCGCUCAUAGAAAAGAAAUUUAAAAGCUUUAAACUUUGGUAUGAAGAAAAAACAAUAGAAUGUGGUUCUACUGGCAUUCUAAGCUCUGACCACACCUGGGAAGUAAUUACCUCUCCAAAUUAUCCAUCCAUACCGAGACCAUACACUGAAUGUGUAUGGAAGUUUUCGGGUCCUCCAGGAGAAAUUUUGAGAAUAGACUUUGAUCGAAUUGAUCUAGACAAACAAGUUGAUUGUAAUUUAGAAUACAUAGAAGUGCGUGAUGGAGCUUCUGAACUAGCACCACUCAAAGAACGUUUCUGUAAUACCGAAAAUCCUGGCACUCUCAAAACCAGUAACAAUGUACUAUUUGUAAAAUAUUCAACACAAAAAGUUCCCCCGAAUAAUGGAUUUAAAGCUAAUGUCUCAGUAGAUGUUUGUGGUGGAACAAUUGUUGCCAAAGCAGGACAAAUAACAUCACCAGGAUAUCCUCACAAACCAAGACUUAAAUAUGGAUCACUUUGUGAAUGGCGCAUAAUAGGUAAUCCAUUAUACACCUUUAUGUUUCAAGCCCAAGAUAUAAAUUUGCCCGAAUCUGAGGCACCAUGUGAUACCAGAGUAACUAUUGAAGAAUCAUUCCCGGAAAAUAACACCGUAACUGUACUGAAGAAAUUUUGCAACGAUGAAAUUUUCAAUGCACAUUCUCAUGGGUUAAUUGAAACUUUAACAAACGACGUCAUUAUAAAACUUCGCAUCGGCAAACCAAGUGUAUAUACUCAAUCAUCAAAUUAUAGAGGUUUCCGUUUAACUUUUAAUUCCUCGAUACCCAAAUGUGGAGGAAUAUUCGAUACUCCUGAAGGUUACCUGUCUACGCCAGGAUAUCCAAGAUAUACGACCUUACGAUCCUGUCACUGGAAAAUUAACGUCCCAGACGAAACUCGUAGAGUGACUUUGAAGUUUAUUGAUGCUGAUAUAGAAAGGCAUAGAAUAAAUAUAUACAAUGACGAAUUUCACCGUAGCCUUAUACAAACCAUUCCCAGUGAAGACUAUUCACCAACAACACAGGUCAUAGAAUCGUCAGGUAGUACAAUGUCUCUUUAUAUUUGGUUAGAUCCUAGUAUUGGAUCACGUCACAGAUUCAAAGCAAAAUAUUCUUCCGAAAAUCCAGCAUUAUGCGGAGAGCGUUUAAUAGGCUUAAGUGGACAAUUCAUAUCACCAAUGCUUGACAGGUCUUACACAUGUAAUUGGAAAUAUAACUUUAAUAGUAUAAAUUUUGCAUCAGUCAACUCUACAGAUUUACUUGCCCGAACAAUACAUCUAAGGGUGCAUAUAAAUUCAUCAGUUACUAGUACUGUUUGUCGAUAUACGGAUCCACGAUUGACUAUAAAAUCUACAUUAAGCAACAGGGCAAUAAAAUACAACCAAAUACUAUGUAAAGAUGGCUCUGAAACCGAUUUAAGAAUCCCAUCAGAUUCAGUUAGUAUUACGGCCUUAAAAAGAAUACCCGGUUCAUUCUCUUUUAAUGUUCGCUGGAAGAUUCAACCAUGUGGUGGUGUGGUGUAUGUAACAGAAAAUCCAAUUAACAUUAUAGAAGUGCCAAAUAAUUACAACGAUUCUCUAGAUUGUGCCUGGUUACUUGUUAUACCCAUUGGUAGAAGAAUAGAAAUGAAACUAGAUGGUAUAUUCCAGUUAAAUUGUGAGGAUGAAUUUAUCACAGUUAAUUCAGAUUUUUCAACUAUUUCAAGAAAAAUUGGUGAUUAUUGUAAAGAAAGAACGCUAGAAAGUCCGAUUCAACUAAAAUAUUCCACACUUUAUAUCCAAUAUCAUACAACACCAAAAGAUGAAACAAAGAUAAAAUUGAUAGUUAAAAAUGUUGAAAAUCAGUGUGGUGGAUACCUUAUGACGUAUGAAAGUGUAUUUGAAUCACCAAAUUAUCCAAAAAGUUACUCAGAAAAUCAAGAGUGUACAUGGGAAAUAGUAACUGAUAUUGGCAGCAGAAUAUCUCUACAAUUUAUAGGCCGUUUUGCAGUUGAAUCUCGACCUAAUUGCACAAAAGAUGCUGUCAUAGUAUACAAUUGGAAGGAUAAUAAAUAUAUUGAAAUGAGUCGUCUCUGUGGACGCACGCUUCCCCCAAUAUUUAAUUCAACAUUUAACAAAAUGAAAGUGGUAUUACGUACAGACAACGAAAUCAAUCUUGAUGGUUUCCAGGCUCGCUGGUUACGUAUUUGUGGUGGCGAUUAUAACGCUACUGAAAACGAACAAUUUUUAUACAGCCCUGGUUACCCAAAUGGUUACACUGGAAAUUUGAACUGUGUAUACAGAAUUAGUGCUAGUAAAGGAACUGUCCUUUUGAAAUUUCUAGAGUUCGAAUUAGAAGGACCAUAUCCCGAUUGUAAUAACGAUAACCUUACUAUUUCAGGUGAAUCGGCUAGUGACUUCCUAUAUGAUACAACUUAUUGUGGAAAUGAAAUGCCACCUAUUAUUAAUUACGAAAAAAUUACUUUAACUUUUCAAACCGAUUAUUUUAUGAACCAAAAAGGGUUUAAAAUAUCUUACAUUUUAAAUUCAUGCGGAGGAGAAAUUACAGAACCAACGAUAAUAAAGUCGAAUCCAACUGAAUAUUACAAUAAUAAUUUAAACUGUACGUGGUUUAUAAAAGCGCCUACUGAUAAAACUGUUUCACUUAGAUUUUUAUACUUUGAUUUAGAAAGUAGUUCAGCUUGUUAUAAUGAUUUCUUGGCUAUAUACGAUGGUUUAUUGAUUAAUAAUGAGAAACGCUUAGGUUUAUUAUGUGGUGAAGGUUGUGGUGGGUAUAUCAACCUUACCACCACUUCUACAUAUAAUUUAAAAUCACCACUCAUUGGCUCUAAAUUGGUAUAUGAACAUUUCUUAGAUUGCCAUUGGACAGUAGUCGCUCCUAUGGAUCACGUUAUCAAAGUUAAAUUUACGUCAUUUCAUAUAGCUCCAUGUCAAGACGUGAACCAAACCGCUUUGGGGUAUAAUAAUUGUGACUGUGAUUUUGUAGAAUUAAUUGACGGCAUCGCACCGAAUAGUGUAAUAAUUGACAAGUUCUGCGGUCAUACACUACCACCGGAACUAGUUUCAUCUAGUAAUGGAUUAACUGUAAGAUUAUUUACAGACGGUGAAGUUAAUAGUUCUGGGUUUGAAGCUACAUUGAGCGCCCAGGAAUCAGUUUGCGGUCAAAGUUCUUAUACAGUCACUAAAUCUAUACAGCGUAUUACAUCACCCGGUUACGGAAGUGGUUCUUUACUUCGAGGAAUACAUUGUGUUUAUCAUAUCGCAACGAACACAAUGGAGACAACCUAUCUCAAUAUUAAAAAUAUUGAUUUACUACCUAGCGCUGAAAACAAAAAUCAGUGCAACAAAGAUAAAUUGAUUAUUUCAAAGUUGAGAAGAACACAAAAUAUAACUCUAGGGAAAGAUUGGACUGUAAAUAUGGAUAGUAGCUUAUUUGUUGAUCAUGCCUAUUUAUUACAACAAUCUGAAGUAUUAAAUAUCCCGACGACAUUCACCUAUUGUGGAUCUCAUAAGGCAAUUGAGUUUUAUCUUGUUGGCAGCGUGACAAUAACAUUGCUCACAUCAGCAGAAUCUGGCGAUGUCAGUCACAAGGGGUUCGAGUUAGAAUUUUCAAAAGCAGAUUACUGUGGAAGAAACUAUACUGAACCUUACGGUAGAAUAAAAUCGUUAGAAAUGUAUGAGUAUGAAUCUAAACCAAAAGAAGACUGUUACACUUUAAUAACUGCACCAGAAAACUAUACGAUAUCAGCAUACUUCUUAAGACUGUCACCGACAUAUUGGGUAGAGGCAUCUUACCUUGAAAUAUUCGAUGGCGAUAAGACCUCAGAUCGGAGUUUGAGGAAAAUUGGGAUCGAAUAUGAUGAUAUAUUAUCAGUUUCAUCCACUGGAAGACAUAUGUUGAUACAUAACCAUGUUUUUAACGAUGGCUACAUCGCUUAUGAUCUUACAUACGUUACAACAGACAAAGGUUCCGGCUGUGGAGGACUAAUAAAAAACGAAUUAGGUAGGAUUACGAGUCCGAUGUACCCAAGCGUAUACCGGCGCAGAAUUACUUGUGAAUGGGAAUUAGAGACACCGGUGCAAACACGACUGCAUUUGCAUUUUAACGUAUUCGAUCUCGGCCGGGCUUGUGAUCAGAUUUACUUACAAUUAAUUGAUAGACAUGGUAAAAUUAUAUCUACGUAUUGUUCUGAAACCCCCGCUGAUUACAUUAGUGAAGACAAUUAUGUUAAAGUUAUUUUCGUUUCGACGAUGAACAAUGGCGGUACAGGUUGGGUAGCUGAAUUUGCUGGUGUGAAACCAUUAAUAUAA